AUGUCCGCCCUCUCGUACUCUGCUCCGCCAGAGCUCCUAGCUCAGGCUCAGAGCCAAAGUAACUGCAACCUCCCCCCAGGUUUUCAGAUCAAGGACUUUACGGCCAAGUCGAACGAAACCGGCCCGGCAGCCUCAUUGACGGCAUAUAACUUCACCUUUGUGGACCAGACGACGAGCGUUACCACCAACUGCCAGUUUAACUCGAGCUCUGUUUCCACCACGCCUCCAGGUUUGACGCCUAGGUUUGCCUGCGACAAGAGCGGUAUCAGCGGUGUCAAGUUCAUCUGGGACAACACGAGAAGGCAGUUGACCAUGGUUGAGAGGAUCUGCCCUAACACUAGGGGUGUUCCUACGUACGAGGUAGCCGGUACAGCGACCAUUUCCUUGUCUUGCCCUUCAACGUCGGGAACUUGCACAACGAAUUCGACCAGUAUUGAUGGAAAGUUCACCGCGCUGGACCCCGUAACAGAUCCCACUCGGGUCAAGGUCAAGUACUGGGUGAGCUAG
Trichoderma harzianum CBS 226.95 is the source of this 507-nucleotide messenger RNA. RefSeq lists its product as hypothetical. NCBI's taxonomy places the organism in Eukaryota, Fungi, Ascomycota, Sordariomycetes, Hypocreales, Hypocreaceae. The record is from RefSeq and is a predicted model, not a curated record. The coding region runs from base 1 to 507 and encodes 168 amino acids. The transcript has 2 exons.